Pristis pectinata (smalltooth sawfish) is the source of this 753-nucleotide messenger RNA. Its product is annotated as basic salivary proline-rich protein 3-like. The transcript is spliced from 2 exons. Bases 1 to 753 code for a protein of 250 amino acids. NCBI's taxonomy places the organism in Eukaryota, Metazoa, Chordata, Chondrichthyes, Rhinopristiformes, Pristidae. The record is from RefSeq and is a predicted model, not a curated record.
AUGACCUCUUCCCCUUUACCACCUGACCCCACGGCGCCUCGGGGCGUCCCGCCCGACACUGACGUUGCGGACACGGGUCAGCACCUUGCCGGCGGGACGACGUUCCCGGGAUCCCCGGAGCCCAGGUCGACGCUGGACUGGGUCCCACCCCCUGAGGGUGGAUCGCAGGGGAGUGAGAGGGGACGUCACUCCCUCCCCGGGGAGACGGGCCGCCCGUGGACAACGCAACCAUUCCAUGGGGCGUUGUUUUCAAACAGCGGCCCCUGGGUCCGAGACCGUCCCGCAGGAGGGAGCACCCUCUCCACACCCACCCCUCGGGAUCUCACCCCUCCGGGCCCAGCGCGUCCCGCGGGAGGGAGCACCCUCUCCACACCCACCCCUCGGGAUCUCACCCCUCCGGGCCCAGCGCGUCCCGCGGGAGGGAGCACCCUCUCCACACCCACCCCUCGGGAUCUCACCCCUCCGAGCCCAGCGCGUCUUCCUUCCCUCAUUCUGGGGAUCAGCUCCCAACACAUCAACAGCCUUCCUUCCAGGUGGAGACGACACUGCACACAGCUCUCCAGACAUGGCCUCACCGAUGCCCCAAGCCCUUCUGCCCCUCCCUCGCUCCGGGGGGAGCGGGACCACCGGCCCGGAGCUGGAUCCGGAUCCGGAUCGGCGCGCUCCUCCCCACCGCCUGGAAACGGCCGGCUCCCGCCCCACCCUCUCCCUCCGCUGGCGUCCAUUUUGGGUGGGAAGCCUGCCACGGCCUGA